Physeter macrocephalus (sperm whale) is the source of this 6947-nucleotide messenger RNA. It is a transcript of the gene AKAP5, whose product is annotated as A-kinase anchoring protein 5. The record is from RefSeq and is a predicted model, not a curated record. Lineage: Eukaryota; Metazoa; Chordata; Mammalia; Artiodactyla; Physeteridae. The transcript has a single exon. Gene Ontology annotation, biological process: positive regulation of adenylate cyclase activity. The coding region runs from base 419 to 1705 and encodes 428 amino acids. Gene Ontology annotation, cellular component: plasma membrane; dendrite membrane; dendritic spine. Gene Ontology annotation, molecular function: glutamate receptor binding; GABA receptor binding; beta-2 adrenergic receptor binding.
AGUAAACCCCAAUUUUUAUUCUCCAGUCAUUUUAGUAAGUUAUUAUAUGGGAAACAUGCCCAGCAGAACCAUAUGCAUUCAACUGAAAUAGUCUCUAUAGAAAACAGUAGGCUGAUGGUGAAAUAAAAUACCACUCUCUUUUCUCUUAUCAGGUUGACCCUUAAAUAAAACAAAAAUCUACCCAGUAAAAGGGCUUUCAUGAAGAAAUUAAAGAGAUAAAUUACAAGCAAUAGAGAAACAAGGCAUUUUUAUAACUGGAAAAACCACCUAAACAACUGUAUGGAGUAAGACGAAAGGAGUGAUUACAUCAGGAAGAAAUUUUACUUAGUGUGAUAUUUUUGCCUACUUUUUUGUCAUAAAAGGCUGCUAAGGAAGAGGGGAUAUAGUUUUCUAGAGAAAGAAAGAGUGUAAUAUAAAAAUGGAGAUCACAGUUCCUGAAAUACAAGUAGAAAGCAAGAAUGAGAAGAGAUCAGCAGAAGUUAGUCCUCAGAAUGAGAGGCAGGAGGAAAAAGCAUCGACGCUUUGCUUCAAGAGAAGAAAGAAAGCAGCCAAAGCAAUGAAGCCCAAAGUUGGCUCUGAAGCUGCUGAUGCAGCAAGGAAGUGUCCCCCAGAAGCAGGAGCUUCUUAUCAGCCAGAGCCCCCCCGGGGGGCCUGGGCCUCCAUCAAACGCCUUGUAACGCGCAGCAAAAGGUCAGACUCUUCAAAGCAGCAAAAGCCCUUUGAGGCCAAAGUGCAACCUGAAAUCAAUGCUGAGGAUGAUAAUUCUAAAAAAAAGGCAAAAUCCAGACUCAAGAUUCCCUGUAUAAUAUUCUCAAAAGGGGAGAAAAGAAGUAAUCAUUCCAAAAUUAUAGAAGACUCAGACUGCAGUAUCAAAGUCCAACGAGAGGCUGGAAGUUUGGAUACAAAAACUCUGACCCAAUCAGAUGACCAGGCAGCAAAGACCAAGUUGAAGCAGGAUGUAAGGGAAGAUGUCUCACAGAAAGGGAGUGAUGAGGUCUGUCAAUCAAAUGUGAACAACAGCGUAACCUCUCCUGGAGAGAAAGUGAUUUCAGUAGAACUUGAGUUAGAUACAGGGCAUUCUGCUAUUCAAACAGGAACUCUAAUCCUUGAAAAAGAUAUUGAAACGCUUGAGGAAAAACAAAGCAUUCAACCUCAGCAAGCAAGCCCACUGGAAACUUCAGACACAGAACACCAGCUCCCAGUGGUUUCUGAUGUUCCUCCCUCACCUGCAGUCCCAGAUCAACAAAUUCUGGAAGAAGCCAGAAACAGUAUCCUAGAAAGUGGACCAGAUUGGAAAGACCGUGAAAGUAAAGAGACUGUUGCUGAGGAGAGUAAGCCGAAAGAUACUGAACUGAGCCAGGAAUCAGAUUUUCAAGUAAAUGAAAUCACUGCAGAAAAACCCAAACCGGAAGAAAGCAAAAGAAUGGAGCCAAUUGCUAUUAUUAUCACAGACACUGAAAUCAGUGAAUUUGAUGUUAAGAAAUCUAAAAAUGUCCCUAAGCAAUUCUUAAUUUCAAUCGAAAAUGAGCAAGUGGGGGUUUUUGCUAAUGGUAGUGGUUUUGAGAGUAGAACUUCAGAACAAUAUGAAACACUCUUAAUAGAAACAGCUUCUUCUCUUGUCAAGAAUGCUAUCCAGUUGUCUAUAGAACAGCUGGUUAAUGAAAUGGCCUCUGAUGAUAAUGCAAAAAGCAAUCUUCUACAGUGACUUAAUUUCCACAUCAUGGGAGGGAAAAAAUGCUUAAUGGUAAAUUAUUUUACACAUUUGUGGCAUUUCUUAUUCAGUAACAAAUGAGAGAUUUAACAUCUGUAGAAUUUAAAGGUACAUUUCCAACCCAGAAGUGCUAAAGAAUUAAGUUAUAAAACCCUCCCUUAUCACUGAAAUGUAGCCACUUCUGGAUUGGAGGAAGUCAGUACAGACUGCAAUGAAAAGUGAUAUCCAGGAAAUUGCUAAAAUGGUUUGUGGAGAUUAGACUGCUUGGGAGAAGCAAGAUGUAUUUAUUGAGCACUUGCGCUAUGCCAUAAGCUCUUUAAUGUCCUCUGAUGUCACAAAGCCUGGUUUCCUUUUAAAAGUUCAACACUGUGUAUAGGUUAACAUCGCAUUCUGCUCUCAACAACUUUUUUUUCACAGUGCACUUUUAUGUUGUAUAAAAUGGUGAAUAAGGUGAGCUAUUUUUGUGAAUGUGUGACUUACAGCUGUUAUACUCCUAGGCAGUAGUCUUACCUCAAAAAAAUACUGCAAACCAAAAAAAUAGUUUGAUUAAACAUGAGUGGUUUUCUAGUCUUGCUCAAGUUCCUCACAAAAGCCAUUCACAAGUUACUUCAAACAGGCAAAUAAUUACCAAGUGCAGAGCUGUGGAAACAGGGAGUGCAUUUUCCAUCUCCAUCUUUCUUCUGCCCCAAGCAGACCUGUAUAAAAAUCCACUUGCGCAUGGGAUCAUCUGCUGAAAAGCUAAAAACAAAAAACAAAACAACAGGGCUUCCCUGGUGGUGCAGUGGUUAAGAAUCCGCCUGCCUAUGCAGGGGACACGGGUUCGAGCCCUGGUCCAGGGAAGAUCCCACAUGCCACAGAGCAACUAAGCCAGUGCAUCACAACUACUGAGCCUGUGCUCUAGAGCCCGCGAGCCACAACUACUGAGCCCGCGUGCCACAACUACUGAAGCCUACGCGGCUAGAGCUUGUGUUCCGCAACGAGAAGCCACCGCAAUGAGAAGCCCGUGCGCUGCAACAAAGAGUAGCCCUCGCUCGCCGCAACUAGAGAAAGCCCACACGCAGCAACAAAGACCCAACUCAACCAAAAAAUAAAUAAUUUUUAAAAAUUAAAACAACAAAACAACAACAAAAAGUGGAUUAUUUUCCAUCCAGGAGAAGACAAACUUCCCAAGUAACAAAUUAUCACAUAUAACACACGAUUCAUCUUGCAAGAUUAAAUCUCUGGAGACUGUAUUCAUCAAUCUCUCCUCAAAGAGGGGAGAGUGGACUCAAAGCAAACCUGGCAGUAAAAGUCAUAGGAAAUCAUAAUAAUUUAGUGAAAAUAUUCAUGCUUGGCUAAGAAUGAGCCAAAUAUAUCUUUCAUUGUGCCUAUGUGUUGAGAGACACCAGUAAAAAUUUUACACGGAUAUUGAAAAUAAACUUUUUCAUCAGUACUUUUAGUCCAGCUAGUCCCUAACAACAACAAAAAAAUUGAACUUAAUAUAACAAUGAGAAGGGCUUGUUUGCAUUUUAUUCAGUUAUUUAAAUCAUCGAUCUCAAUGACUGCCACAUUUUUUGAAAAAAUAAUUGUUUCAACCUUUCCUUGUGUGAAAUGGCCCUAAUACUGCAACACACUUCCCUACCUCACAGGUCAGUGUUCCUAUCUUACAGUCCUCCACUGUCUAAACUGAAUGACAGUGUCACUCUGAAAGCAGAUGAAGUAAUGAAGAGCUUUUGCUUGAGUUGUAAGGUAUUUGUAUUCUUGGAGAAAAGAAUGUACAUUAGAUGAUUUCAAAUGAUCUGGUGACUUCCUUCAUUAUUUAUGGAUUGCAUACAGAAAGUAUGUGCUAAUUUGUCCCAUAGAAUCUUUGUUUCUUCCUGUAAGUACAUAUUGAGACCUCUGGCAGAAGAACCUAAUCUGACUUUGAAACUGAACCAGAUAAUGGAUAUUAUUAGCAAGAUUCUUUGCUGAAGUGUAAAGGUAUUCCCGGUAUUCCCCCAGAUUUUCCUACCUUCAUGCUUAUAACCUUGGGGGCGGGGGGGCGGUGGAAGAGGGAAACUACCAAAAUCCUUCAGUUUCACAAGAUGAAAAGUGGAUCUUUCAAAACAUGACCCAAGAAAUCAAUUUCAUUUAAUUGUAUAAUUUUUAAACAUUUUUUUAAAAAAGACUGCUAAGUCAUCCUCCCUAAAAACUCUUUUUAAUUCACUGUAUGUGGUGCUAAUGGACUUGGACAGCUACCAGCAACUACAUAUUUAAAAGUGAGCAAUUUAAAAAGACUGAUUAAAGUUGGUGCAUUUAACAGUGUUUUGAAGAAUCCUGCCUUCAUUUACUGCAAGGACGGCUCAAGCCAUAUACUUUCAUUGUAAAUUUUUAGUAAUUUCUCAUGAAUGAGCAAAAAGUAUAGCAUUUACCAGUUAUUGAAAAUAUUUUGAAAUGUGUAGGGUAGGUAUAUUUAUUUGGGAGUUUUAAAAACGUGAGGUAAAUAUGUGUAAUGAAAUUCUUCUAAGAAAGUAACAUUUUAUCUAAGUAGUCCUAGGUUUCUAUUUUUUUUCCACCGUGGUGUGGUACAUAUUUGGUUAGAAUGUAUUAUAAUUGAUUGUUUUUGUGAUGAAAUGUGUACUCUAUUUGCAUUCAUACUUAAGUGGUUUCUCCUCAAUCUUUUCUAUUGAGAAUAUCUGGUGAAUUAAAUAAGUAGGAUCCAGUUUGAAAAAGGAUUCCAGAAAUUAAUCGGUCUCAAUCUGAUUAUAUCUGCUACAUGGCCAAAUCCUACUACUAUGAAUUGUACGGUGGUCUAAAUUGUUUUGUUAUAGAAAUAAUUAGGAAUCAGAUGACUUAGAAGUUUCUCAUAAAAUAUUUUUUUAUUUUAAUGGUAUUUAUUUUAAGCAAUUUGACCUUAUACGCAAGACAUUAAAUGAAUAUAAAUAGGUUCUUAUUCAAUUCACAUCCAUUUGACAAUAUUAAAAUAUCAAUUAAAAGGCAAUUUAAUAACACCACAUUAAUUUUCCUUUAAGUUUGCUGUGGUAUAAAUGCUGCUUUUAGUGAACAUUUAUUAAGCAGCUGGGAUUCAGUUUCCCUUUGAACUCAUAAUAUGACAAGGCUGGUUGGUUUAUCAGAUAACUUCUGCAGCACAUUAUCUUCCCCCUUUUAAGAUUCAAGUAUCAUUCAGUUUGCUUUACAACAAGCGGAUACAAAAAUCCUCCUCUAUUUUGUGUACCACUAUUCACUUAACGUUUUCUCAAAGUACUUUAUAGGAUAUAAAAAUAGUCCCUGGUCACAUUUAAGUAAAGGUAGCAGAAAACAGAAGAACAUUCAAAGAGGAAUCAUGUUCCCUGCCACCUCCUCCACCUCAAGGAAUAAUAAGCAUUUGGCACAAAUGGAGUUCUUCAGAAAAGCUGUCAGCAUAAUUUUCUUUGAAGGUAAUCCAUUUGACAGCACGAAGUUUGUGAUCUUAAUUGGUCUACUAUUUAAUGAAGUCUUAAAAACUGAUUUAUUUCUGAGAGAUUACGUUAUUUCACCAAUAUGUGUGAACAGCCUUCCAGCUAAAGGCUUUUAGAAAAUAAUGGAUCAUGAGAGGGCACCAGUCGAGUCUGGCUUCUGCAAAAAAUCCAGAGUUAACUUCAUCCAUAAGUUUCUAACUUCAAGUUGCCUUAUUUUUUUAUAGUUAAUAAUUAAUUUUGGGGGGGGAUUUACAGCAGAAUUAACAUAAUUAUUAGGCUUUAGAAUCCCAUUGUUUGAAAAUACCCCUUUAAUGUCAGCUUUAUUCAAAUGUGUUGUUUAGUCUGCUUUCUAAUUUCACCUGAUACUCAAUACAUUAGGGGUGGACUUUUCUGCCUGCCCUUUCUGUAUUUUUAAACAUCCUCAUUUAAGGUUUAGCGUUUCUUAGUUUCAAAUUCCUAUGAUGUUUUAUUGCUUCACAAACAUGAAGUUUCUCAUUAUACAGAAUUCAAAAUUUCAAUAUAUAGUACAUUUUAUGGCACAUUUUUGAAAAGUUUUUUUGUAAUCCUUAGUUACAAAAAUUUAACAGAAAGAAACUACUUAAAUUUAGAUUAAAUUCAAUUUAUUCAACAUGUGUUGGGUAUGACACAUGCCAAACACUGAUAAAGGGGACAGGCUCCCUGCCCUCGAAGAGCUCAACCUAGACAGCCGCAGCAACUGAAACUUGGACAGGGGUUAAGGCAAAGAACCACAGUAAUGCAGCAUCGUGAGUGCAUGGAGACCAAAGAGAAAGAGACUCAUUUUGUCUGGUAUGGGGAGAUGGUCAUAUAAAUACAGGGGCAGUUUGAUAGCAUUCGGUUGCUAAAUAGCUUAAAAGUAUAUUCCUUCUGAUUUGUGAACAGGUGCAGAAAAAAGCCUGCAUAAUGUUACAUAUUUAUAGUAGUUCUUUGUAAAAAUGUUAAGUGGAUGAGCUAUUAUGAAAGCAGAAGUUCCAAUUUGUAUUUCUCAUUAAAAUUAGUACUAUAUUAUUGUGGAUCAGAUGCGAAUAUUAAAGAAAUAAUACUCUGUAGAAAAAAGGUUUCAACCUGAAUUAAUAUAUGUACUGUUAAUACAAAAUAAAUGUUAUAUUGGCUCAUGUUUAUUUUAUUUAUCCAAAUCUUUUAAAAGAAACGUGGUAUAGUACAGUAAUUUCCUAAAACCAUAAAGAUCACACUGAUUGAAACUACUGAGUUAGCACCACCAAAAGUUCUAUUCUCCUGAGUGUUGGCCAGACUUUACGAGACAUGCCUAAAAGAGCCCACCUCCAGCAAAGAGAAACACAAACACCUCGAACUUACAUUCAAUUUCACUGAAAUAAUUCCAUCUAAAGGGCAAUUCUGGCUUUGAUGCCAUCUAUGAACUUGACAGAAGUGUACUUGUUUUCAUCAUCUCUUGCUAUUGUCAGUAGUUGUCUUUUCUGUAUUAACCUAUAAAUUGUUAAUAAUCUGUAUGGUUUUCCAAAUUACUAAGCGAUCUUUAUGUGGAAAUGCUUAUUCAGAUGGUGCCUGCUAAAGCUGGGUGUUUCAAAAGUUCUGUGUUUAUUAAGACACUGAUUUUCUUCCCUUAACAUCAGCAACCCUGUUUUUUUCUUAAGCACAGCCCAAUGAAAAUAAAUAGGCACUAUGAAAGAAUGUGCUUUCCAAAUCUUGGGACCAAUUUAAACUUGAUAGCGUCUUAAAAGUCCUAAAACUAAACUUUGUUCCCAAAUAAAAUGUCUUGUUAAGGUACACUGUACAUAGGGUAUUUAAUAUUUCACACUUUGCAGAAUUUAAAAAAUUUUAUU